AUGGGGUUGUCCAAGUACACGAAGGGUUGGUGCAGCUGGCUUAUCGUGCUCUGCAUCGCGGCACUUGUGAUCGUUGGCGCCAUCUUCGCGAUCAAGAAGAAGUCGCACAAUUCGGGGUCUGAGCCUGAGCCUGCUCCUGUUCCAGGGUCACCGGGUGCCGUCACCAAGAAGUACGCAGAUGCACUCUCGGUGGCCAUCCAAUUCUUUGACGUACAGAAAUGUACAGUCUUCUUCGGUUCCGUUUACCAUUUUCCACAUGAUUUCUUUCUUUACACAUACAGUGCUUUCAAGCUGAAUGCUUUCUUCUCUGCUAAAUUCCUAUGCAGCCGGGAAGUUGGUUAAUAAUAAGAUCCCUUGGAGAGGUGACUCCGCGCUGAAUGACGGGAAAGAUGCAAAUGUAGACCUAUCGAAGGGAUUAUUUGAUGCAGGGGAUCACAUGAAAUUUGGACUUCCAAUGGCUUUUACUGCGACGGUGCUGGCUUGGUCGAUUCUUGAGUAUGGAGAUCAGAUCGCUGCAGUGAAGCAGCUGGAGUCAGCUCAGGACUCGCUCAAGUGGAUCACGGAUUAUCUGGUCAAUGCUCACCCCAAGGAAAAUGUGCUCUUCGUGCAGGUGAAAUCCCUAUGCGUCAGUUGUCACCUAGUGCACACACAUUACGUACACCAUUAGACGUAAACUUGCCAAAUCGUCUGGGUUCUUUGCUUGACAAGAACCUUCAUAUGGGACGAACGUCAGUUGGCUUCAAUUAACAUUUCCGCCGUCCGAACCCGUCCAUUGGGCCAUUUUGUUUCUGAUGCAGUUUUCCUUUAGUCAAUUACCGUAGGGCUGCAGUUUCUGUUGUGUCAUUGUGAAGUUGUGAGAUUGUAUUCAUUCUGGGGAUGGUAAAAAGUACGUUUCGCCAGAUGCUUCUCGGUAGUGAUGCUCUUCAAAUGGGUAGCUUGUCUUCCAGGCUCUUGUGAUGCUGCUUCAACUGUGCUUCUCUGUCAUUUUUCCGAUUCUUGAUUAGUUUAUACGCUAUGUUCCUACUUAUAUCUUUCCAUGUAUGGUUUACGUGCAUCCUGAUGAAAAAAAUUAUAUUGAUACUUAGAAGAUGUGUCAUAAGUGACUGGUUCCAUGAAAUAUAUCUCAUUCUUGCCUUUUACAUGUCUGUGCAUCCCAAGAUAUUUCCCAUCCAUCUUAAAUCUUGUGGAUCCUCGAGUGAGAAGGUAGUAGAGUGAUGAAAGAUCGUGUUUUGGCCAUGUGGUGCACUUUUUUCUCGGAAAAUGAUACGGCUACUGUGAUUUAUGCCACAAUUUGUAUGAAGUUACAUGUACAAUCCACAUUGGUCCUCAUUUCAAGUUCACUCAUGACUUUCCUAUAAUUUUUUUCCAUCUUCGCCUAGGUUGUAGGCUUAGACUGGUUCAAUAGAUAAACCGUGAUUGAUGCAUAAUGAUCGAUUUCAAUUGGAAUUGGGUAUCAAUCCGAGUUGGUGAAAUUAAUGCGAAUCAGCCAGGAUCACAGGGAGUUGUAUUUGAAUUGGCCAAUCUGACCCAUGUCUUUUUAUGAUGCACAGAGAUUAGUUUGGAUCUCAAUUGGCAGAAGCAGAUCCAACAAUAUUUGGUACUGGUUAGAAUUCUAAGAUUGGCCAGAAUCAGCCAAGAUCAUUGGAGAGUUGAAUCUGAAGCAACCAAUGUGACCACUGUUUUAUUAUGAUGAAUGACGGUUAGUUUGAAUUGGAAUUGGGAAAAGCCGAUUCAAGCAUUGCGCUUUCAGGUGUAACAGAGAGAGAUCUGCAAUAUUAUCUAGAAUGAACUGGGAUCACUAGAGCAUUGGAUCUGAGUCAGCCAUUCUGAUAUAUUCAAAUUUUAUUCUGAAGCCCCCUUUUUUAUACUCGGUUGAUGUACAAUCAAGCAAUUGAUCAAGAUAAUAAUGUUUUGAUUUCCUCGCUUCUGUUUUAUUUAAAAUAUUGCCAGUUUCCCUGAACUGCUAGAGAUAAGAUACAUUAGGUCCGCGUUCGAUCAGUGUCUAAAUUCUCAUAAGACAUGUGAUCCAUACUGCUGUUUAUACCAUGGUGCACUUUCUUUUGGGCAAGGACAUAGUUCAAUUAGUUGUUUGAAGGCACAUGCAGUGCAUGUAUGAAUAGUUCCUCGUGAUCAGCUGAGUAGUUGCACGCGGAAAUAUGAACGGUGGAAGAGGGUUCGGUCCAUUCUUUUAUUGCCUCCAUUCCUGUUCAUCCUCUCUGACCAUUCCGUGAAUAAAUGGUGUCGGUUGCAUCCAUCUAUCUAUCUAUCUUUAGACCUGCAGCUUGGAUUGUCUAGCGUUCUCCUCAUCCUGAUGGACUAUACGGAGUUGAUGCUGUGGGUGACCGAUGGUCGCUAGUCCAAUCCUAACCUGGUUUUUUCAGCGUGAAACCGUUUUUAUGUGUAUUAGGGGAAGGAGAAUAGGUCACGUCCAAUUAGUUAUUCAUCAGUAGUGCCUUGUCAUGCCAGCGGAGGUAGUACCAUCAUUUUAGUAACUGUGGUUGUUGUGAUCAUUGCACAAGUUUCUUUCCUUCUCUCUCUCUCUCUCUCUAGCGAGGGGUGGAGGGGAGGGGAGGAGGACCCUUUUACCAGGUUAAGUUAGGACUCUGUCACUUUGUCAUUCAUAGAAAUGCCAUGCUAUAAGGUGUUUAUCAUGAAAAAGUGUUAGAUUUAAGUAUUCUGCAUCCAGAAAAUAUAUGAUGAUUUUUCUUUUUUGACUCAACUGGGAAACUAUCGUUUCUUUGUGAUGAAAAUUUGGAUUCUCAGGCCCCAGUCAACCUUAAACUGCUCCAGUGAUAGUUCUUUAAUCGCCUGCUGUUUUCUUAUCAUAUAUUCGAUAAGCUUUCAGGCUCCAUUCUUUAUAUUUAUAAAAUUAUGCGGUCAUGAUUUUCUUUUAAUGAUUCAAAUUUCGGUCUUCCAGUUUGUCAGCUAAUACUUGCGCGCCUUUUAGGUGGGAGAUCCUAAUAUAGAUCACGAAUGCUGGGAGAGGCCAGAGUCAAUGUCAGAGGAAAGACCUGUCACACAAGUGAACGAAACGUCUCCAGGGUCAGACAUUGUCGCUGAAACGGCGGCAGCUUUGGCGUCAGCCUCCAUGGUGUUUAGAUCCGUCGACUCCACCUACUCAGAUCUGCUCCUUCGCCAUGCUCGGGAGCUAUUCAAAUUCGCAGACAAGUUCAGGGGCUCUUACAGUGAAAGCAUUCCCAGCGUUCAGAGGUUCUACAACUCCACGGGUUACUGGGACGAACUCUUAUGGGCGGCUUCUUGGCUCUACCAUGCAACCGGAGAGCAAUCCUAUCUGAGCUAUGUGACAGAGACGAACGGCAGGGUCUAUGCCGACUGGGGAAAGCCGACCUGGUUCAGCUGGGAUGAUAAACGCGCUGGAACACAGGCAACGGCCUCUCCUCCUCCUUGCCCCCUUCGACGUCUUCUUCUGAAUCUCUCUGCUUCAAACGGUCAACGCUCUCUUUGAUCUCUUUUCCUACGAUUUUUAUGCAGGUAUUGCUCUCCAGGGUAACCAUCUUUAGCCCAAAACUGGCAUCGACUGCGGAGACAGUAGAUCUCCAGAACUACAGGAAAACGGCCGAGGCAGUCGUAUGCGGGCUUCUACCGGAUUCACCGAGCGCCACCGCGAGUAGAACAGACGGUAGUUGAUCGCUACUCCAGCUCCAAAAAGUGGCUCCAAUCUCCGAUCCAUCCCAUUUUGGGUCAACCCUCUCCUUUUUUCCAUCUCCCUGCAGACGGGCUGAUAUGGGUGGAGAACUGGAACUCCCUGCAACACCCCGUUGGCGCGUCCUUCCUCGCUCUGAUGUACAGCGACUACAUGCUCACAUCCCGCACGCCGUCGGUGCACUGCGGCGGCAAGACCUUCACGCCGGCAGACCUCCGCACGUUCGCCGCUUCCCAGGUGACCGAUUCUCGAUCUCCUCUCCCCAACAUCUCUCUCCCCUCCACUUAAGAACAAAAAAUGCGCGAUUUGGAGCAGGUGGACUACAUCCUGGGGGACAACCCGAUGAAGAUGAGCUAUCUGGUGGGCUACGGCAGCAGGUUCCCGCAGCAGGUGCACCAUCGCGGCGCGUCCAUCCCCGUCGACGCUAAGACGGGCUGCAAGGGGUGGCAGUGGCUGUCCUCCCCGGAUCCGAACCCCAACGUGGCCACGGGGGCCAUCGUGGGCGGCCCCUUCAAGAACGACUCCUUCAUCGACCUCCGCAACAACUCCAUGCAGACCGAGCCCAGCACGUACAACUCCGCCGUCUUCGUCGGCCUCCUCUCCGGUCUCGUCACCACCUCCUCCGUCCCCCUCACCUUCACCUCCUCCCGUUAG
Messenger RNA from Spirodela intermedia, 4318 nucleotides. Lineage: Eukaryota; Viridiplantae; Streptophyta; Magnoliopsida; Alismatales; Araceae. The record is from the annotation of a GenBank genome assembly.